Molecule: messenger RNA, 669 nt
Organism: Arxiozyma heterogenica
Lineage: Eukaryota; Fungi; Ascomycota; Saccharomycetes; Saccharomycetales; Saccharomycetaceae
Gene: PIS1
Product: CDP-diacylglycerol--inositol 3-phosphatidyltransferase
Exons: 1
Coding region: 1-669 (222 amino acids)
Biological process (GO): phosphatidylinositol biosynthetic process
Cellular component (GO): membrane; Golgi apparatus
Molecular function (GO): CDP-diacylglycerol-inositol 3-phosphatidyltransferase activity
Source: RefSeq, a predicted model, not a curated record
AUGGCUGAACCCAAGGAAAAGUCUACAGAAGUUACUGCUAGAGAUGUGUUAUGGUAUAUCCCAAACAAGAUUGGUUACAUUCGUGUAAUCACAGCUAUUUUAUCCUUUAUGACAAUGCAAAGUCAUCCAUUACUGACCGCUUUUCUUUACAGUACAUCAUGCUUGUUAGAUGCGUUAGAUGGUACUAUGGCUAGAAAAUAUAAUCAGUGUAGUGGGUUGGGCGCAGUUUUGGAUAUGGUUACCGACAGAUCAACAACUUCCGGAUUAAUGUGUUUCCUUUGUAUGGCUUAUUCUAAAUAUGCUGUUAUUUUUCAAACUUUGUUAGCUCUGGAUAUUUCAAGUCAUUAUAUGCAUAUGUAUGCUAGCUUGACUGGUGGAGCUAAAUCUCACAAACAAGUUUCAGCAGAUUCUUCUAAGCUAUUACACUUGUAUUAUACAAGAAGAGAUGUACUAUUCACUGUUUGUUUUUUCAAUGAAGCAUUUUAUGCUGGUUUGUAUAUGAUGCAUUUUGAUCAAUAUUACACUUUUGGUAAAUGGAUCAUUUUUAUUAGUACUCCACUUUAUUUGUUCAAACAAUUCACUAAUGUUCUUCAAUUACAGAGAGCUGCCCUAAUCUUAGCUAACAUUGAUGCUAAAUUAGCUAACUCGGUUAAGAAAGAAGGUAAUUAA